UUCUCGGAAAAGUCUAGUCCUCUUAAAAGAGCCAGCAUGGAAACUUUGGUUCCUAGGUCUCAUCUGCCAUCUCGAGAUUUUGAUUCUCUCCUCUCUCCCAAUUUUCUACCUCAGAUCUUUUCUUAUACAAGAAUCCUUCCCCGCUUCCUCUACACCGCAUCUCUACACCUCAGCUCUGUGGGAUCUACCCUGCAUACUUUCCUCUCCAUACCUCAGCCCCACUAGUUUCGUAUCGGGUCACUCUCCGAAGUAUACUUUUCUAUACACCGCGUGAUCUUUGCAAGGGGACAAAACUAUAACUCCCCUCUUUUCCUCCCGUCUUCCCUCUCGUCACGGAAACUCUUCAACCAGUCUCUAUACACUCGCACCAAAUGGCUGCUGUCGACUGUAUGUCGAUGGCCUCGCGCCAUCAUCCACACCACCCUUACAACCACCAGCACGGCCGAGAUCGGGAACGCCGCUCGAGCUAUUCCACCCUGGGCAGCAAUAACCCGUAUGCCCAAUACAUGUCACCAGCAUCUUCAGUGAACUCUCACACACACCCCAAGCGGUCUCGCUCGGGUUCCUUCCCCUCCGUACCCACCGUUUCCAUGGAUUCACGCCGGCGGUCCGGCUCUCCCGAGCACCAGCCGGUGUACCCGAGACAGCGAGAGAGCUCGGGAUCCCGGCGACGUCGCUCGCAGCAGCGAUAUUCGCGAAACUCACAGCUUGUGAAUCCGGAUAUUAUUGACAAGCUGGACGAUGUGACUUCCUAUUCUUAUCACCACGAGGGUCCAUAUGAUGCGGUUUGCCCCGAGCGCAAUCGUAUUAGCCAUCACAGUCCGCUCGAGGCAGUCAGAGAGUCGAAUGAAGAAGCGCUACGUGCUACGCCGCGCGAUAAGAUUAUCGAUUCCUUGCACAGCCACCGCCCACUCGAUGGCACGGCUUAUUUCCCUCCCGGUACGACCGACCGGGAUGGACAAACGUACGAGUAUGAAGAAGGAUCGAAUAUGAUGGAUGAAUACGGGAUGUUUAUGCGCCUUCCUGGCCAGAAAUUCACCGACGAGGAUUUCAAGAAUGACCCAUUCUAUAAUCAGCCCAUCCCCAACCCAUUCGUUCAACUGAAGAAGAAACUCAGUCUACGCCGCAACAAGAGGCGGAGUAGCGCCUAGACGUGUCCUCGUGACUUUGUUUGACUCGACCCUCUCUCUGUCAUUUCCUAUAUUAUGAUUCAAUGACGAUGUACGCACUUUUUCUGUUAUGACUGGACGAGACCCUGAUAAUGAGCUGGAGUUUGGGAUACUGGGAAUCCGGUCUGGUUGAUUUUAUGUUUAUUCCAUGUUUUGAAUGUCUGCGGCCUCGACCGCGCUCUUGCUCAGGUGUUUAAUAGGGAACUCGGCGUUAUGGAUGUCACGGAUAUGGAACCUGAGUAUUUAAGAAUUAUUGCAAUCGAAUCGAUUUCCCAAGAUCACAG
Messenger RNA from Penicillium brasilianum, 1453 nucleotides. NCBI's taxonomy places the organism in Eukaryota, Fungi, Ascomycota, Eurotiomycetes, Eurotiales, Aspergillaceae. The record is from the annotation of a GenBank genome assembly.